CAACGUGUGAAUAUUUGACUGGCUGUCAAUGCAUAGUCUUGCCAUCUUAUAGAACCAAGUGAUUUAUUGCUGACCGCGUGUAAUCGUUUGCGUCAUCAUACUGCGUUCAUAUCCAUGUAAUAAUAAAUCAGGAAAAGCUACUUGCACUAAAAUAAGUGUAAUUGUGUUCUGAAUCAAGUUGUCGUAGUGUAGUUAGAUAAAUAUUUACAGCGUUAUUUGUUGCCAAAGCAAUACACAGCUUAUUUGUAUGCUGAUGUCGCUGGAGCAUUACCCGGUUUGGCGUCUCUCUCUGUGGGAUACGAUUCACGUUGGUGAUCAUUAAUCGUCACUUAUUAGAUCGACGUCCGCUACUCUGUCGCAAUUCGUGUGUUUAUAGGCUUGUUCGUCAUCGGUUUCGUUAGAAGUCAAGCGAUUUUAAUUACCAUGACGACAAAAAUGAUCCUUCUGUUUGACGUUGACGGCACAUUGACCAAGCCGCGAAGUGUUAUUACGCCCGUGAUGCAGGCCUUUCUCAAAGAAAUUAACAAGAAAGUGCCUAUUGGCCUGGUGGGAGGAUCGGACAUGGCCAAAAUCGAAGAACAGAUGGGUACAUGCAUAGAAAAGUUUGAAUACGUUUUUUCAGAGAACGGGCUAAUCGCUUUCAAGAAAGGAAAACAAAUUACUGAUCAAAGCUUGCUGAAAUUUGCCGGAGAAGAAAAAUUGCAGAAGAUCAUAAACUUCUCUCUGAGGUACCUUUCUGAACUAGAACUUCCGCAUAAGCGCGGAACGUUCAUUGAAUUCCGCAAGGGAAUGCUUAACGUGUGUCCAGCGGGUAGAAACGUCAAUCAAGAAGAACGGGAUCACUUUGUUCAAUACGAUAAAGAGCACAAUGUUCGUGCAAAGAUGAUUGAUGCGCUAAAAGAAAACUUUAAGGAUUCGGAAAUGACCUUUGCUAUUGGAGGACAGAUUUCUAUCGACGUGUUUCCUAUUGGUUGGGACAAGACAUACUGCCUGAAAACUCUUGUGGAUGAAGGUUUUACUGAAAUACAUUUUUUUGGAGACAAAACCGCAUUUGGCGGCAACGAUUAUGAAAUAUUCAAUGACCCGCGCACUCAAGGCCACACAGUUGCGGAUCCCGACGACACAAUGAAGCAAGUCAAGGCUAUCUUAGGCAUUUAGUAGAUCUUCUGGACAGUGUCCUC
Varroa destructor (honeybee mite) is the source of this 1181-nucleotide messenger RNA. RefSeq names its product phosphomannomutase (gene Pmm2). Gene Ontology annotation, biological process: GDP-mannose biosynthetic process; mannose metabolic process; protein N-linked glycosylation. Gene Ontology annotation, cellular component: cytosol. Lineage: Eukaryota; Metazoa; Arthropoda; Arachnida; Mesostigmata; Varroidae. The record is from RefSeq and is a predicted model, not a curated record. Gene Ontology annotation, molecular function: phosphomannomutase activity.